AUGGCGGCAGCCACCAGCGGAGGGAAUGUCACCUCGCCCCAGCCAGCACCUGACAGGAUACAGUCCCGAUCAGGCGGCGUCUUUGAAUCGAAUCGUCACAUCUACCAGCCGGAAACCCUUGUCAAGUCAUAUCCCAACACCCACGAGCGCGCCAGGCACCACGACGGCGUCCCAGACAUCAAUCAUGCAUCUGAUCCGGCAACAGCUGUGCCUCUGCCGUUGAUCCUCCAGUAA
This is a messenger RNA of Gaeumannomyces tritici R3-111a-1, 234 nucleotides long. RefSeq lists its product as hypothetical. The coding region runs from base 1 to 234 and encodes 77 amino acids. The record is from RefSeq and is a predicted model, not a curated record. The transcript is spliced from 2 exons. NCBI's taxonomy places the organism in Eukaryota, Fungi, Ascomycota, Sordariomycetes, Magnaporthales, Magnaporthaceae.